Molecule: messenger RNA, 2105 nt
Organism: Cynara cardunculus var. scolymus (artichoke)
Lineage: Eukaryota; Viridiplantae; Streptophyta; Magnoliopsida; Asterales; Asteraceae
Product: 4-coumarate--CoA ligase-like 5
Exons: 4
Coding region: 129-1820 (563 amino acids)
Molecular function (GO): CoA-ligase activity
Source: RefSeq, a predicted model, not a curated record
UGACUUUGUCAUGGCCGGCCGGCAGCCGUGAAACGCCACCCAGGAUCUUUCAUUCGAUACGAGGGAAUUAUAUAUUGCUACAAUCACACUGCACAUCGCUCGAUAUUUCCAGUCGAAAAUACAGGUGCAUGGACCCGAUCAAGGAUGAACCCGUAACCCAACCCAAGUCGUCGAGCCGAAGGAAGGGAGGUUACGAUCCCCAAACCGGGAUCUACCACUCCCUCAUUCGGCUCAGAGGAAAAUACAAGAUCCCUACUAGGGCUCAUCUUGAUAUAGCCACGUUUGUGUUAUCUCAGUUCCCCAGGCUGGACCAAGCCGAGUCAAGGGUCGCGCUUAUAGACUCGGCUACAAACCACCGAGUCACUUACGGUCAACUCCAACGGUCGAUCCACUCGUUAGCAGCUGGUUUGUACCACGGACUCGGGGUCCGUAAGGGAGAUGUAGUGUUUGUUUUGUCACCAAAUUCUAUCAUCUACCCAACCAUAUGCCUAGCCAUACUUUUGGUCGGUGGGGUCGUAACCAUGUCUAAUCCGGUCAACACUGAAUCAGAGAUAACGGAACAAGUACUUGAUUCGGGUGCAAAACUAGCGAUUGCUGAUCCAGAAGAGAUGCACAAACUACUUUCGACUAAGGUUCCGACCCUCGUCACUACUAGUAACUCGAGUGGCAACGAACUCUCGGUGGAAGAGUUGAUCAAUUGCUGUGAAUCAAUGGAGUUGCCGGAGGACCGACCAACUCAAUCGGACACAGCGGCGAUCCUAUACUCAUCCGGGACUACAGGGACGAGCAAAGGCGUGAUACUAACACACUCGAAUCUCGUAUCUAUGAUGAUGCUACUCAAAUGGGCGGUUGAAAUAACGGCAUCCAAAGACGACAUUUUUCUAUGUUUCAUACCCAUGUUUCACAUCUACGGCCUAGCGUUUUUUGGGCUUGGAUUGCUAUGUUCUGGGACGACAACAGUGCUAAUGCAACGGUUCGACUUUCAAGCCAUGUUAGAAGCAAUACAAACUCAUAAGGUCAAUAACAUUCCGGCAGUUCCUCCGGUUAUACUUGGUCUGGUUAAGUACGACGGAGGUGGAUAUGACUUGUCAUCUUUGCGAAGUGUGGGCUCAGGUGCUGCACCCUUGAGCAAGCACCUGGCUAGUAGGUUCAGAGCGAAAUUCCCGUGGAUCGACCUAAAGCCAGGGUAUGGGCUAACCGAGGGGUGUGGGGCAGUAGCGUUCUUCGUUUCGAGUGAAGAAGCCAAAGCUCGAUCAGCUGCUUCAGGAGCUUUACUACCUACUUUUUCUGCCAAGGUGGUUGAUUUCGAGACAGGGAUUGCUCUACCUCCUUAUAGUGAAGGCGAGUUAUGGCUGAAGGGGCCAGCUGUGAUGAAGGGUUAUUUAGGAAACGAGGCUGCAACAUCCGCAACCAUCGUUGCAGAUGGAUGGUUGAGAACUGGUGAUCUUUGUUACUUCGAUGAAGAUGGAUACCUUUUUGUCGUUGAUCGAAUAAAGGAGCUCAUAAAACAUAAGGGGUAUCAGGUAGCUCCAGCAGAACUGGAAGCCAUACUACUAAAUCAUCCCCAUAUACUAGAUGCAGCAGUUAUACCACUUGAAGAUGAAGAGGCAGGAGAGGUACCUAUGGCGUAUAUAGUUCGGGAAACUGGUUCUCAACUCAGCGAAUACCAAAUCAUUCAAUUUGUCGCUGGCCAGGUGGCUCCAUACAAGAAGAUCAAGAGAGUAGCCUUCAUAAAUGCGAUACCGAAAUCUGCUGCUGGCAAGAUUCUGCGUAAAGAUUUAGUGGCACAAAGCAAACAGAACGUUCAAUCCAAACUUUAGAUAAAAGCUUCAGAAAGUGCAUAUUAAUGAGGCCCGAGAAAAGAAGGUGAGUUAAAGGAAAUGAAGCAAAUGUUUGCAUACUUGCAUAUCAACUUCCAUUGCAGUUCUAUCGUUCAUACUGAAGAUGAAAUCCGUAUAAAAGAUAACGUUUCGGAAUAGAAGAGAUCAUACCAAAAUGUUGGAUGGAUACUCUUGAUGAUUGCAUGCAAUUCCAGGUGCACGAUAACUGCAUAUGCCCUUAUAAAUUCAAUGAUAAAGACAAGACAAACAUAAACCAUUUGGUCA